Triticum turgidum subsp. durum (durum wheat) is the source of this 1422-nucleotide messenger RNA. NCBI's taxonomy places the organism in Eukaryota, Viridiplantae, Streptophyta, Magnoliopsida, Poales, Poaceae. The record is from the annotation of a GenBank genome assembly.
AUGGCGCCAGUGAACUCCUUCAAUACAUUGUUCCACGCACAGGCUUUCUGGGGCCUGAUGAUGCCUGUUUCAGUGAGUUCAAUGGCGGCAGAUGUCAUCCGUGGGUACUGGGCUCAGCGGAUCUUGUGGGAGAUUGGUGGGUACGUGGCUUUCUAUCCACCAACUAUUUACCGGAAGGAUCAUGUGCAGGCCUACCCAUUUGCAGAGGAGAAGGAUCUGCAUGUGAAUGUUGGUAGACUGAUCAAAUUCUUGAAUGAGUGGAGGUCAAACAAGCAGAGCCUGUUCGAGAAGAUUCUUGAUUUAAGCUACGCCAUGGCUGAGGAGGGGUUCUGGAUGGAGCAGGAUGUGAGAUUGACAGCUGCUUGGCUGCAGGAUCUUCUGGCAGCAGGGUAUCGGCAGCCUCGGCUCAUGUCAUUGGAGAUUGACAGGCAACGGGCAACCAUUGGGGAGGGUGACAUGAAGGAGUUUGUGCCCAAGAAGCUGCCAUCCGUGCACCUUGGGGUUGAUGAAAUUGGCACAGUGAACUAUGAGAUUGGAAAUCUGAUUAAGUGGAGAAAGAACUUUGGUAAUGUUGUGCUGAUCAUGCAUGUUAGUGGACCUGUAGAUCGUGUGGCCUUGGAGUGGAGGCUGCUAUAUGGACGGAUAUUCAAGACCGUUAUUAUACUUGCCGAGCAUAGCAAUGCAGAGCUUGCUGUUGAACGCUGCGCUCUGUCACAUGCAUACAAGUUAUUUGAGAAUAAACACAUUUUUGCUCAGUUAACUAUGUUCUAUCUUGAUAUGUGUACCGUACCACCUUAUGCGAAUUCUGCUAAUCAUGUGAACAACAUUUUGCAUUUUGUCAUCAGGUAUCUUCCCAAGGUGUUUGCAAGAUACGGUGGUGCUGAUGGAUUUCUCUUCCUCCAAGACCACAUGAUUCUUAACUACUGGAACCUUCUGCAAGCCGACAAGGAAAAACUCUGGAUAACUGAUAAGAUUGCACAUUCUUGGGUUACUAUUCCACUGGAGAGCAAUAAAGAGGAAUGGUUUGUUAAGCAAGGUGCUAUGGUUAAGCAGGUCGUUGGCAGUUCCCCUGUUCAUUUCCAGUCCAAGUAUAAAGAAAGCAUGGGCGAAGAUAAGAUUGUGUUCUGUGGCAGCGAACUGUUUUAUGUGCCCCGACAGUUUGUUGAGGACUUCGGUGAUCUUGUGGGUCUCGUUGGCAGUUUGGAUCUGCAUCAUAAGAUUGCGGUCCCGAUGUUCUUCUUGGCGAUGGACUCGCCUCAAAAUUUUGAUUCCGAAGCUCUGGCCGGAACAGUUUUCAAGACCAACUUGGCAGCCAAUGAGACUUUCUCAAGUAUUUAUACAGCUCAGUCACCUGCUGUUUUCCCAGUUAAAGUGAUGAACGAGAUUGAUUUCAUCAAGCGAGGCCAGAGUAGACAGCGAUAG